ACAAAGUUAAAAUAGGGAAUUUAGUCGAGGAAUACCAACGCCGGUCGGCGGUUAGAGACGUGGUCGCUGCUCAGCGUCGGUUACGCUCCAUUUUUUCAUCUCUUUGGCCAUCGUUGCCGAAACGCGUGUAUUUAUCCGUGUCGACACUAGUGUGAUUGUGUGGUGAUUUCAGUGAUCGUUUGCUUUCGGGUCUUCUUCAGUUACAAGUGCGUCAAGAGUUUGUUGGAUUUUUGGUUUGGCUUAAUUGAUAUGGGCGCAAAUGUGCGCGCAUCUUGGAUUUUAAUUUAAACACAUGGUGAGCCUCUGCGUGCGGCCACCCAGCCGCGCAGCAGUGGCGGCCACGGCAGGCGCCGCGCACUGGCUCGCCGGCGCCCCCCGCUACCGACCUUAGGAUGCGCGGGCGAUGCGCGGCGGCCUGUGCACCGUGAGCGCCCCCCUGGCCGCGUGCAGCAGCCCUCCCUCCGCCGGCGCCCCCUUGCCGCCCUCGGCCCGCUUCCUCGCCCUCCACCUGCUCCACCAGCAGACGUUGUACUUCGUGGCCACGGCCAAGUCGAGGGUGCGCGAACUCUACCUGCAGACAUGUAGGCACUUCGCGCAGCAGGGCAUGUUGGACACCGAUCUGUUCGGAUUGGCGUUGAUUUGCGAUGGCGAGUACCUGUUCGCCGAACCCGAUAGCAAGCUCUCCAAGUACGCGCCGAAGAGCUGGCGCUCGUCCCACAGCCAUGGCCUGGACGCGAACGGCCGCCCCGCCCUCGCCUUCUACUUCCGCGUCCAGUUCUACGUGGACAGUCCGCUCCUGCUCCGGGACGAGACCACCCGCCACCACUACUACUUGCAGCUGCGGCUCAACGCGGCCUCGGGGGCGGCGGGCGACCACGCCGCUCACCUGGCGGGGCUGGCGCUGCAGGCCGAUUUGGGGGACUUUAACGAAACUACUAGUUACAGACCAGAAGAUUAUGUACCACCGAACAUGCGAGGCCCAGCUGCGUUACGGUCUAUCGAGGCAGCCCAUAGAUCGCACAGGGCAUUGUCCAAAACGGAAGCUCGCUCGCGAUUCAUAGCAGAGGCGUGCCAACUUCAAGAACCUGUUAAUGCUCAUGUGUUUAGGUUAAAAGCUUCGAAAACUGAACCCAUCCCAGGCUCCCUCCUUCUAGCGGUGUGCGCUAGAGGUUUGAGGGUGUGCCCGGAAAACAAUCCCCCCUCCAUCUUCCUCUGGAGCAGCAUCAGCAAACUGAGUUUCGAGCGGAAGAAGUUCGAAAUCAGGACCGGUCACGAAAAACUCACCCUCUACACUACCAGCGACGAGAAGAGUCGUCUGUUGCUGGCUCUGUGCAAAGCGACCCAUCAGUUCAGCAUGGCGGUGGCGCCUCGCUUGAACGAAGCGAGGCGGGAAGAAGAGGAAAGACAGAGAUGGGGAUGCGAUCAGAGGGUGUCAGUGAUCAGCUCGACGUCGUCGAAUACCACGUCGGGCAUCGUUAGUGAUAGAGUACAUUCCGAGGACGAAUUAGAAAUAAUGAUUACCAGCCCUCCCGCCCCCAGUACGGAGAGUCUAGCUCUAGCUCACCUGCUGGACAGUGCCCCAGCUAGUAGCCGGACUUCAGCGGCAUCCGCCACCGCAGCCCUCACCUCGUUCUCGAUCAAGGAGGACGAAGAGGACGCGCCCAAACAGACGACGAGCGAGAGCUCCGGAAAAACAACCACCAGCAGCAGUGUGAAGUGCGCCGGUUCGCAAUGUAGCUCUUCUUGUAGUACGGUGGUCGUGACGCCUGUGAGCCAAACUAAACCGAAAAGACGUAGACCAUCUACCAGUAGCAGUUUAGAAUUGGGAUACUCCCACACCGCGCAGAAUUCCGCCGUCAGCGAUGCCACCUGCAUAGAAAUAGACACCAGAGAGCCAGUAUACACUGGACCGGCACCCAGCAGCCACACCAGCGGAGUUUACACUCUGACCUCCAGCGAACACUGCACUUUGAGUUCGGCCGAAAACUACGCCAACACCUCAAGUGAAUACGUCGCCACCACCGAAGCCUCUUUCAUGACCGUUAGCAGCGACCAAAUUGACGGCCCUUUUAGGGACAGAGCCAAUUCGAACAUUAGUAAUUCCUCGUUUCAUGGUGACGGAAGCGAUCCAACGAACAAUAAACAGGCGCUGUUAUCAGCUGAGGAGUUGUCAGAUUUGAUCGUAGGACGGUAUCCUUCGAGGAAAAGUGUUAGUAAUACGUUAGAUUCAGAUUCGGAUUAUGUCACCUUGCCUUCAGGGUACCAGACGUACGCUCCUAUUCCUCCCAAGAGAAUUGACAGUGUGGAUCCGAGAUAUCGACCACCUCCUCCACCUUAUAUACAAUCCAUCAAGUUAAAGGAGACAGAAAGUGAUGUUUUGGACUGCGAUCUAGUGAGUUCUUUUUCGGAGAUAUCGAUGAAGGACCCACCGCCAUACCCUGAUAACCCAACGCCAGUUCCCCCUCCGGUGUAUCCAUUUGAAGAAGCGGCUGCCAGGUUUAUAACAACGAGGUCUCCAAAUAUUUUAACUGCUCAUGUUAGUGCAGUGAGUGUUAGUUCAACUCCUAGCUAUUCCGCACCAAGCACUAGCAGCUCGUUACCUCCAAUUCCACCAAAAAUACCAAGACCCACUAUUACGAUGGCUAGUAACGGAAUUGUUUCACCUGGAGGAUCGGUUUUAGUACCGUGCACAUUUCUUCCUCCACCUCCUCAGCCUGCGCCACGUCAACCACCUCCACCGCCACCUCCAGCUUUAGCAACUUUGUACACCAGUCAACUGUCUAGGUCUCAAAUAGAACAAUACCAACAACAGAUGUAUAGCGACGUGGAUUUCGUAGUGUUUCCAUUAAAAGAGCCGGCGAUUAGUAAGCAGGAAUACCUGGAAGCUAAGCAAGGAUCGAUACUAGCUGCGCUAGCCCACCAGCCGGUUUUCUAUCGGAGCACUCCCUAUUUGGGGAGGUACGCGUCAAGUCAGAACUUGUCCGAUACCUACGUGCAAUUGCCAGUAUACGGAGCCCCUAGUAUCGCAUCUUCGGGAAGUUUAGAUCCUCCUCCACCACCCUUACCGCCAACAAGGCCUUCAAGGUUUUUAAGGGCACAGUCGGACGAUAAUAUUUUGAAUUCUCUGGAACAUACGCCUCAACCUCCGAAGUUCCGUAGACUUCCCCCUCCUCCUCCACCUAUUCCUGAAAAGAACAGGGCACUACUUAAGAGACACAAUCUUUUAGAUACAAAACUGACUAAUAUUAAUAGUGUAAACAGUUUGGAUAGGCUUCAUAAUGGAACAGGGGUCGCGGGAGACACCACUAGAGGUUCUUCGGCGUUAGACAUACGUACAUUGAGGGAAAAAAGUAAAAAGCUCGAUUUACCGCUGAUUGCUGCUUUGUGCAACGACAACUCCUUGAUAAAGCAGACGAAGGCGUUUGUAAUGCCCAAGCAUCCCGGAGAGGUGUCGCCUCCUCGACUGGAGAGGAACACCGUCCGGGGGAAGUACCCCGUGUCGGGAUUGAGCAGUACGAAGAUGCAGAAGAAUAGCAGGAAGCUUCCGGCGGUUAGUCACCGUCACCCAGCUGAUAAACUGCCGGAAAUUCCCAGGGCUUUGCCCAAUAACUACGUCAUCACGGGGACGACGACUACGACGAGUCAGGCGAAACAAAAAGGUGUGCAAUCGUAACAGAGACAUUUUUAGGGACGGUAGUUUACUAAAUGCAAGAGAAAUCGUGUAAAUUUUAAGUGUCUAGUGUUAAAAAGUGCGCGCGCAUCUACCAUUUCCUUCCGAUGUGCCUAUAUAUUUUAAGAAUUGAAUAGAGGCCCAGUAAUAUUAUUUAUAUUUAUGUAAAUUGUGGAUGCGCGAAAAAAUUACAGUAUCUGAACGUAUUUGGUGUUAGAAUAUUUAAUUCUGAAAUAUGAAAACUAUUUGGAUAUAGAA
Messenger RNA from Sitophilus oryzae (rice weevil), 3928 nucleotides. It is a transcript of the gene ex, whose product is annotated as protein expanded. The transcript has 7 exons. Lineage: Eukaryota; Metazoa; Arthropoda; Insecta; Coleoptera; Curculionidae. Gene Ontology annotation, cellular component: cytoskeleton; cytoplasmic side of apical plasma membrane. Bases 404 to 3673 code for a protein of 1089 amino acids. Gene Ontology annotation, biological process: positive regulation of hippo signaling. The record is from RefSeq and is a predicted model, not a curated record.